AUGUUCAAGGCAUACAUCGGGGGGCCCAUCUAUGCGGCACUUGGUAACCACGACUCAGUCCCAACCAACCUCGAAAGUCCUCACUCCAUCGACCGCAACGGGCCUCUCGGCCAACAGUUCUCCUGGCACUACGAUCAUAUCUCCAAGCUCUGGGAGCACUAUGGUUGGAUCGACAAUGCUACUCAGACCCAAGCUUCUUUGCAUUACGGCGGCUACUCUAUUGGCCAUCCGCUGGGCUUGAGGAUUAUUACAAUCAACACCGAUUUUUGGUACCAAGCCAAUAUUUUUGCAUUUCUACAUGCUGACAACCCAGACUACUCGGGAAUUUUCUCCUUUCUCGUCGAAGAGCUUCAGAAAGCUGAGGACGAAGGCCAACGGGUAUGGAUCAUGGGCCAUGUGCCCACCGGCUGGCAGGGCCAAAAUGCUCUCCCUGGGGGGUCGGAUGCUUUCUAUCAAAUCAUUGAGCGAUACUCUCCGCAUGUAAUUGCUAACGUGUUUUUCGGUCACACCCAUGAAGGCACUAACAAUGGAACUUUACAAACAGCAUAUGAUGCUCUUGUUGCGGCAUGGACCGGCCCCUCAUUGACCCCGUUAACCAACCUGAACUCGGGUUACCGCCUGUACGAAGUCGACACUGGCACAUGGGAAAUAUUCGAAGCCUACACUUACUACGCUGACGUCAACACCUUCACUACUCUCAAUGGUACAGGGCCGGUCUUCCAACUCGAAUACUCUACACGCGAGGCCUACAGUCCAGCGGCAGACUGGCCCGAGGGCGAACCUCUAAACGCCACGUUUUGGCAUCGAGUCACAGAAGCCAUGGAAAAGGACAAAGGGCUGGUCAGUCUGUUCAACACCUACCAAGGGAAGAGUAGUAUCAGGAGUCCAAACUGUACAAGUGAUGCUUGCGCAGCAGGGAAGAUCUGCUACAUAAGGAGUGGCAGCACUGCCUUGGGAAGGGCUUGUCCGCAAGGCUUUGGCAGUGUCCAAAGCCCAUACACCGGCGUCAACUUCUGA
Molecule: messenger RNA, 1017 nt
Organism: Podospora pseudocomata
Lineage: Eukaryota; Fungi; Ascomycota; Sordariomycetes; Sordariales; Podosporaceae
Exons: 3
Coding region: 1-1017 (338 amino acids)
Molecular function (GO): phosphoric diester hydrolase activity
Source: RefSeq, a predicted model, not a curated record